AUGCAGCAGCAGCAGCAGCAAAGACCUCAAGACAUAAUUUACACGAAGCAGCCUUAUAUCGAGGAUGUCGGUCCACGCAGAAUGAUGAGAAGUCCCCGGACCGAGCCUCUGAAGAAGAAUGAGCUUAUGAAGGAGAUUGUAAAGAAAUGCAGUAGCAUGGCAAGCAGUAAAGCAGUGAAGUGUGUGAGAUGCGGAUAUAUGAAUGGUAUGGUAAAGAAGAAUCCGUCUUUCGUGAGCAUCAUUCAUGAUCGCUCAAAAUUGAGUGAUGGAUAUUUGGAAGAAUGUAAAUCUGCAAUUGAACACACAAGAGAGGCUAGGGCGCCUAUUGGUAUGGCUACUUAUGUUCUCAACCCUGCCAGAGUGCUAUCUCUUUUUAAAAGGAUUGUGGAAGAGGAUUGUGAAUUGCUUUACUUACAAGAUAGACCUGAGAAACUCAUUAUAACAACUAUUGCCGUGCCACCUAUAUCUAUCCGACCUUCUGUUUUUACGGAAGGAUCUCAGAGCAAUGAAAAUGACAUUACGGAGAGGUUGAAGCAAAUUAUUCAAUACAAUGCCAAACUUCGUCUUGAGUUACUGGAAGGAAGAAGGAUUGGGACCAAAUAUCUGAUUGGUUGGGAUGAACUUCAAGCCAUGGUUGCGCUCUAUAUAAAUAGUGAUGUUCGUGUUCCAUUGGAUAUGCAAGUUGGAAGGCCAUUGAGUGGUUUUGUUCAGCGCCUUACAGGAAAGCAAGGUCGAUUUCGGCAGAACUUAGCAGGGAAGCGAGUUGAGUUUACUGGAAGGACUGUUAUAUCACCAGACCCUAAUCUUAAGAUUACUGAGGUAGCAAUUCCCAUCCAUAUGGCUCGUAUCUUAACUUAUCCUGAACGUGUUACUCAUCACAAUAUGGAGAAGUUGAGGCAAUGUGUCAAUAACGGAUCUUACAAAUACCCGGGUGCAAGGAUGGUCACAUAUCCAGAUGGCUCAUUAAAGAUGUUGACAGGUAAUUACAGAAAGCGCAUUGCUGAGGAACUUAAAUCUGGUUGCAUAGUUCACCGUCACUUGGAAGAUGGGGAUGUGGUUCUCUUCAACAGACAACCAAGCUUGCAUCGGAUGUCUAUUAUGUGCCAUAGGGCAAGAAUUAUGCCUUGGCGAACUUUGAGAUUUAAUGAAUCUGUUUGCAACCCUUAUAAUGCCGAUUUUGAUGGUGAUGAAAUGAACUUGCAUGUCCCACAAACAGAAGAGGCUCGGACGGAGGCUUUUAUGUUGAUGGGGGUGCAAAACAAUUUGUGUACACCAAAAAAUGGAGAGAUCUUGGUGGCUUCAACCCAAGAUUUUUUAACAUCUUCCUUUCUCAUAACAAGGAAGGACACUUUUUAUGACCGUGCAGCUUUCUCUCAUAUGUGUUCUUACAUCAAUGACGGCAUGGAUCAUGUUGAUUUGCCAACACCUUCAGUACUUAAGUUGCGGUAUUACGGCACUUCAGUCUAUAUUCUUGUUUCUACCUUUGAGAUUAAUGAAGUUAUUGUUAUGCAGCCAAUAGAGCUUUGGACUGGCAAACAAUUAUUCAGUGUUCUAUUGCGUCCACAUGCAAAUGUGAGAGUCUAUGUAAAUCUUAAUGUGAAGGAGAAAAGCUAUUCCAAACCCAACAAAGAACAUAAAAGAGAGCGAGAAACAAUGUGUCCUAAUGAUGGUUAUGUUUACUUCCGUAAUAGCGAGUUAAUUUCCGGACAACUUGGGAAGGCUACUCUUGGUGAGAUUUCUUUUUGGUGCAUUUUAGAUGCUAGGAAAAGGUUAAUGCUUUGUAUUGAUAGUCCUAUGCAGUUUCUUACUAUGUUGCCAUGCAGUUAUGCUUCUCUCGUACCUGAGUUUCAUAUUGAUGGCUAUUCAUCUAUUCUUCAUUCAUUGAAGUUCACAUCAGCUAUUCAUUCACUUAUUCGGCCAUUAGCUUUGAUACUUGUUGGAGAGAUUAACAUUAGGGAGUUUCUUAGAUUUGACAAUGUGACAACUAUAAGUGUCCCUUUAUUCCCUUUGAUCAUCGCCUAUGAUGCAGUCCGUAACGGCAACAAGGAUGGACUAUAUUCUAUUCUUCUUAGAGACUACAAUGCAUAUGCUGCUGCUACAUGCAUGAAUCGACUAGCUAAAUUGAGUGCUCGCUGGAUAGGAAAUCAUGGCUUCUCAAUUGGGAUUGACGAUGUCCAACCAGGAAAAAGAUUGAUUGAUGAGAAAGGGAAAACAAUUUCAAAUGGUUAUCGACAUUGUAAUAAACUAAUAGCUGAUUACAAUGGAGGAAGGCUUGCGCUUAAACCUGGUUGUGAUGCCACUCAAACACUAGAAGCUGAAAUUACUGAGAGAUUAAAUAAGCUUCGAGAGGAAGCUGGGGAUGUAUGCAUGAAAGAAUUGCAUUGGAGGAACAGUCCAUUGAUCAUGUCACAGUGUGGAUCCAAGGGUUCCCCUAUCAAUAUUAGCCAGAUGAUUGCUUGUGUUGGUCAGCAGUCAGUUGGAGGUUCCCGUGCACCUGAUGGAUUCAUAGAUCGAAGUCUCCCGCAUUUCCCUAGGAAAUCCAAGACUCCUGCCUGUGCUGUCACUGAAUUUGUGGUUGAAUGUAAAAGCCUUCAGUUUUAUUGGCCGGUUAACAUCAUACUCAGGAGACGUGCUCAGGCUAAAGGUUUUGUUGCGAAUUCGUUUUAUAGUGGUUUGUCGGCAACUGAGUUUUUCUUCCAUACCAUGGGUGGGAGAGAAGGACUGGUGGAUACGGCGGUGAAAACAGCUGAGACUGGGUACAUGGCCCGUAGACUGAGCAAAGGAUUGGAGGACUUGUGUGUUCAAUAUGAUAACACAGUGCAAGAUGCAGGUGGAUGCAUUGUUCAAUUUCUUUAUGGAGAUGAUGGCUUGGAUCCUGCUAAGAUGGAAGGAAAAGCUGGUGCUCCUUUGAAUUUUGAUAGAUUGCUCAUGAAAGUUAAGGCCACCUGUGGUGCUGAAGAAGAUGAGUACCUAUCUCCUUCAGAUAUCUCAAUGUUUGUUCAAAGUUUGCUACUAAAGCAUGAUGGGACUCUUAACGGAAUUUGUUCCGAAUCCUUCAGAAAAAGUCUCAGUUCUUUUCUAGAGGAUCAAGCUAAUAGACUGGAAUCUACGAUGAAAUUGAUUGAUGGUGUUGAGGUAGAGAAUUUUGAGAAUACAAAAAAUGUUGAAGGGCUCACAGGAAUUUCUAAGAAUACAGAAAAAACUGCCCAGAAGGUCUCUGGUAUUACCAAAAAGCAGAUGGAGGUUUUUCUGAAAACCUGCCUUGACCGUCAUCUCUGGAAAAGAAUUGAACCUGGAACUGCAAUUGGAGCAAUUGGAGCUCAAAGUAUUGGAGAACCAGGAACUCAAAUGACAUUAAAGACCUUUCACUUUGCUGGAGUUGCGAGCAUGAAUAUAACACAGGGAGUUCCUCGUAUUAAAGAAAUAAUAAAUGGUGCCAAAAGGAUCAGCACACCUGUCAUUACGGUAGAACUCGAGCACAAUAGCAAUGUGAAUGCUGCUCGAAUCAUAAAAGGCCGCAUCCAGAAAACUGUUCUAGGCCAGGUUGCGAAAAGCAUCAAAAUUGUAAUGACUUCAAGAUCAGCAUCAGUAAAGGUUACACUUGACAUGAAAACAAUUCGAGAGGCACAAUUAUCCCUGGAUGCUUACAUUGUAAGAGAAUUGAUUUUAGAAACUCCAAAGGUUAAACGGAAGGUGCAGCGUAUCAAUGUUUUAGAAGAUGGAAAGUUGGAAGUUUUUCCAGUUGGUGACAGAAACAAACUUCAUUUUGAACUCCAUGCUCUUAAAAAUAUGCUUCCGACAGUUGUAGUAAAGGGCAUAAAAACAGUUGAACGUGUUGUUAUUGCCCAGAAGAAACUUGAUGAUGCAGGGAAUGAUCGAGGGGCCCCGAAAUACAACAUGUUUGUAGAAGGCACCGGUCUUCAAGCUGUUAUGGGGACUGAAGGUGUUGAUGGUCGCAAAACAAAAAGUAAUCAUGUCAUAGAAGUUCAGCAAACUCUUGGAAUUGAGGCUGCAAGAAAGUGUAUCAUUGAUGAGAUCAAAGGGACCAUGGAAAGUCAUGGAAUGAGCAUAGACAUACGUCAUAUGAUGCUUUUAGCAGAUGUGAUGACUUCCAAGGGUGAUGUCCUUGGAAUCACAAGAUUUGGCGUUCAAAAGAUGGACAAAAGUGUGUUGAUGUUGGCUUCGUUUGAAAAAACAUCCGAUCACCUCUUUAAUGCUUCUGUAAAAGGAAAGGAUGACAAGAUUCAGGGAGUAAGUGAAUGCAUCAUAAUGGGCAUCCCAGUUGCAAUAGGGACCGGUGUACUCAAAAUUCAGCAAAGAACAAAAUUGCCUCCACCACCUCCCACUUCACCGCUAUUCAAAUUCUCAAGAACCAGAUCUGAGUCUACAAUAGAACAAAUUGUAUCCUCACCCAUUGAUGCAUUUUUUUGUGCUGCUUACUCAACUUUAGCCGCUGCAAUGGAACAAGACCCAUAUGACUUGGAUCUGGAGGUGUAUCUGAAUUUGUAUAUGACAAGAACCGAGUGGAUGUUGACAUACGAGCUAUAUCUAGGCAUGUUAGGACAUAUUGAAGAGAAAGUAGCAUUGGUUCUCUUGAUUUCUGUUCUUGUUUGUGGUUCUAUGUCACGCACUUUGGUAAUGAUGGAUCUAAAAUUGGAGCCUGCUGUUCCCAAUUCCCCCACCAUGUUCACUUAG
Molecule: messenger RNA, 4695 nt
Organism: Dovyalis caffra
Lineage: Eukaryota; Viridiplantae; Streptophyta; Magnoliopsida; Malpighiales; Salicaceae
Source: the annotation of a GenBank genome assembly